Thamnophis sirtalis is the source of this 1932-nucleotide messenger RNA. It is a transcript of the gene TOE1, whose product is annotated as target of EGR1, exonuclease. The record is from RefSeq and is a predicted model, not a curated record. Gene Ontology annotation, molecular function: 3'-5'-RNA exonuclease activity; snRNA binding; metal ion binding. Gene Ontology annotation, cellular component: Cajal body. Gene Ontology annotation, biological process: snRNA 3'-end processing. NCBI's taxonomy places the organism in Eukaryota, Metazoa, Chordata, Lepidosauria, Squamata, Natricidae.
CUUUAAGGGUGCCCGUCAUUGAUGUCCAGGAUGACAAUUUCAAGGAGCUCUGGCCAUCCAUGCUUUUGGCUAUCAAAACUUCUAGCUUUAUUGCUGUUGACACAGAACUUAGUGGGCUUGGAACAAGGAAGAAUUUGCUGAAUCAGUGCAUUGAAGAACGAUAUAAAGCGGUUUGCAAUGCUGCUAAAACACGCUCUGUUUUGUCUCUUGGAGUUGCUUGUUUUAAACACCUUCCUGACAAGACAGAGAACACAUAUCUUUCCCAGAUCUACAACUUAACCUUGCUAUGUAUGGAUGAUUAUAUAAUUGAACCACAGUCAGUCCAAUUCCUGGUGCAACAUGGCUUUGACUUCAACAAGCAGUAUUCUCAGGGCAUUCCCUAUCAUAGGGGAAAUGAUAAGGGAAAUGAAAAUCGGAGUCAGACAAUUCGUACUUUUUUCCUGGAAAUAAUUCGAGCAAGAAAACCUAUCAUUCUGCACAAUGGCCUAAUUGAUUUAGUUUUCCUCUACCAGUGCUUCUAUGCCCACUUACCUGACAAUCUGGGCACUUUCACUGCUGACCUUUCAGAGAUGUUCCCAGCUGGCAUCUAUGACACAAAAUAUGCCUCAGAAUUUGAGGCACGCUUUGUAGCUUCUUACCUAGAGUAUGCCUAUAAGAAGUGCAAACGAGAAAACUUCAGAUUGAAAGACUGCAAGAAACCAUAUCUCAGUAUAGAAUUCUGCAGCUAUCCUGCCAGCAUAGAUGCCUAUGUUGAAUACCGGUUUUGCUCUGUGGCUGAUGUCAGCCAGGCUCAAACUGACAUUGCUAACAAAAUUGUCAUCUGCCAGCCAUUUUCGGCUUAUGGCUGGUGCCCAGAUGGGUUGAACUGUACACAAUCUCACAAUAUCGAUCUAAUAAUUAACGAGGAUGAGAAUCAGAAAGAGGAGAAGCGGAAGACAAGAAAACAAAAAUGGAAACGGCGGAAGAACUUAGCAGAGUCAACAAAAAUUGAACUGAAUGAUGUGAAGUUGGCUUGGGAUAAGGAAAAAGGUUCCCCUUCCAAACAGUCGUGCCCUAGUAACUUGAUUGCUCCUAUUGUAGAUAGUGCAGAUGCAGAAAGUGUGUCUGGUAAUGGGGAGACUUCAAUGGAUGUGGAACAAGAACUAGUUUCCAACGAUGCUGCCAGUACUACAGACAAUGAGAGUAUAAUUUCUUCAUCAGUCAAAUAUUUCCAGCAGGAAAAGGCAAUAGGAAGCGAAGGCCCAGAGCCAAAAGCCCAGUUACAGAAUGAUUCUGCAGUGACCUCUUUGCCUGUCACACGUAACGUAGCACCAUCUAAUUGUUCACAAGGGAGUAUUCACCGGGCUGGCUUUGAUGCCUUCAUGACAGGCUACAUAAUAGCAUACAUCCAAAUGCUCAAUAAACAGAGCGACUCAAAUAACGGGCCUUGGUUACCAGAGUGCCACAACAAAUUGUACCUUAGUGGAAAGUCUGUGCCUCUCCAGAUUGUGAAAAGUUUGUUUUCUAAAUCUUCCAAAGCCCACAACCAAAAGAUGAAAUUGGUAUGGGACAGUAGUUAGAAGUAAAUACCAUACAGCUCAGGAUCACAGAUAAAUGCUAUUGCUAUAAACUGUUUUCUUGAAGCCGCAAUACUCAAAUCAGAGCUGCUAGAGAGACAUUAAAAAGACGUAAUAUAAUAUGUGCAGCAGCCUGAAUGGAUUAUGGAUUUAUUUUUAAAUGUUUGUAAAAUUAUGUAUUAAAUUUUCCCAUUGGGGAUAGAACCUUUACACUGUAGAUGAAGCAUUUUUUUUCAAAUGCUUAAGACAGCACUUUCUUUUACAAGGCUUUGUUUGUGUGUUCAUGCUCACACAAUGCCUCUUGGGGAAUGGCAAUGCAUUUAUGAGAAGACAGCUGGUUUCAAGUAGCCUUGAAAAUUUUCCCCCAAAAUCAUAU